UUAAUAUUUACCAAUCAUCCAGUUACUUUAUCAUAUCACCAAUAUUUAUCAUGAAUUCUGAUAAUGACUUUUUUGGUAUUUGGUGCAGUAAGUCGUGUUCACAGAUAUAUCUGUGGUCGUGUUACAGAAUAAUAUUCUGUGGUUGUGUACUUAUGUUAUCUACACGCAGUAAAAAUAUUUAUCAGAAAUUUAAUCUAAGCCGCACGUUAUAAUUAUUAUUUAUUAUCAUUUUUUCAAGAAUUUGAUUUUUGACUACACAUGUUUAAUUAUUAAUUAGUAUAUUCGCAUUGUCAAUUGUCAUUUGCCAAUAAUCAUCGAUUAAUUACUUCAUAGUUCUUACUAAUAAAUUACUAUUUAAAAGUACUAUACUUUUAUUGUUAAAGUUCAAAAAUUAUUGUAACAUCUUCGAAAAUCAUGUCUGUUAUGUUGGGUACUAUUGAUGAACAUUCUAUCACUGAGUCUUUUAGUCUUACUAGUCGUUUUUUCCCAUCCAAAGUGGGCGGAAAACCAGCCUGGUUAGAUUUAAAACAUAUUCCAGAAGCAAGUGAGCUGGCCUGUUUGAAGUGUAAUAUUCCUCUAGUUUUUUUGUGUCAGUUAUAUGCACCAAUUGAUGAACCUAAAUUCCGUGGUUCUUGUUUCCAUCGAACUUUGUACGUGUUUUAUUGCAAUGAAUGUAAAGAUGGAAGAACAUUUUCCGUCUUCAGGUCACAGCUUCGUAAAACAAAUGAAUACUAUUCAGAUGAACCAGCUGAACCUGAUGAUUCAGAUAUUACACCUGCAAUGUGGGGAAUACAAUUAUGUAAAGUAUGUGGAUGCAAGUCAAGUAUGGAAUUUGAAAAUGUCUAUUGCAGUUUACACCAUAAAAAUAUUGAUUUAAACAGAGAAUUGAAAGACAAAUUCAUUGUAGUUUUACCAGAAUAUAUUAUUAAUGAAGAGUCUGAUGAAAGUUCAGAAAAUGCAUCAUUGAAUAGUGAGGAUGAUGAAAGUGACUGUAGUGAAAAUAGUGAUGAAGCCGCUCAUAUUCCAAAAGGAUCUCUUCAAGAUAUGGAUGGUUUAGAUGAAGCUUUGUUAGAAAUGGCUUAUGGUGGUGACAAAGAUGAUGAGUAUUUUGAAAAGUUUAAAAAAUCAAUAUCCUCAGUUCCUGAACAAAUUAUUAGGUACAAUCGCUUAGAGUCACCAUUGUGGAUCUGCACUAAACGCAUUCCUGAGAUUAAUGAUAUUCCAUCUUGCCAAUAUUGUGGUAAACAAAGAAGUUUUGAGUUUCAAAUAAUGCCACAAAUUUUGUACUAUUUAAAAUUACCAGAAUCUUCAACCAAGGAAUCAUUCAACUUCGGUAUUUUAGCCGUCUAUACUUGUCCUGAAAGUUGUGAUGCUGGUGAAAAAUACAAAAAAGAAUUUUUGUGGGAACAGAGUCCAUUAUGAUAAAAUAAAUGAUUAUUUUAUAAGAAUA
This is a messenger RNA of Melanaphis sacchari, 1450 nucleotides long. It is a transcript of the gene Zfrp8, whose product is annotated as programmed cell death protein 2. The coding region runs from base 415 to 1422 and encodes 335 amino acids. The transcript is spliced from 6 exons. Lineage: Eukaryota; Metazoa; Arthropoda; Insecta; Hemiptera; Aphididae. Gene Ontology annotation, cellular component: cytoplasm; nucleus. The record is from RefSeq and is a predicted model, not a curated record.